AUGGAGUAUGUUCAGAGAAUAUUCAGGAUAACAUCCAAACAACCAUUCGAUAUUUCGAAGAAAAAUUUGUAUCGAGGAAUUUCAUCUGAAUACUAUAAACGAUCGCUUUUUCGUUGCUACCAACGUUUUGUUAGUAGUAGCACGGUCCUGUAUGAACAGCAAGCUAUUACUACGAAGUUGGCAGUGGAGAAGUAUCAGAGACUAACUCCCCUAAAACAUAUACUUUAUCGACCAGAUAGUUAUAUUGGUCCCACUUUCUUAUCUGACGAACAACCGAUUUAUGUUUACGAUGAUAUCACGAAACAAAUAUUAAAAAAAGAAGCACGGAUUGUUCCUGGCUUGUUGAAAAUCUUUGAUGAAAUUCUGGUUAACGCAGCUGAUAACAAAAGGCGAGAUCCACAAAUGACUACUAUCGCUAUUAAUAUUGACAAAGAAAGGAAUACAAUAUCAAUUUGGAACAAUGGCCGUGGAAUACCAGUGGAGAUUCAUCCAAGAGAAGGAAUCUAUGUUCCUACGAUGAUUUUUGGCACCCUAUUCACUUCAUCUAAUUAUGAUGAUUCUGAAUUGAAAAUAGUUGGUGGUAGAAAUGGAUUUGGCGCUAAGCUGUGCAACAUAUUCAGCACGGAAUUUUCAGUAGAAACUUGUACAAAACAGUCUGGACUGCGUUUUUUUCAAUGUUGGCGGAAUAAUAUGAACGACGUAGAUGAUCCGAUCAUCAGUGAUGCUAGCACAAAUGCGUCCGACUAUACUUGUGUUACAUUUAAGCCGGAUCUAAGCAAGUUUAAGUUAUCAACCCUGGAUGAAGAUACGAUACAAGUAAUGAUAAGAAGGAUUGUGGAUAUUGCCGGCACUCUUGAUGGUGUUAAUGUGUUUCUAAAUGGGACUAAAAUUGAAGUUUCAGGAUUCAAAGACUACGUAAAACUAUUUUCAACGUAUACUGGUGAAAGUGUUGAGAAUUCCACGGUUCCGUCCUAUUGCAGUGUUAAUGAUCGAUGGCAGAUUGCUGUGGCACGAAGUGAUACUGGAUAUAAUCACAUUAGUUUUGUUAAUAAUAUCAAUACUUUGAAGGGUGGACGACAUGUGGAUUAUAUUGUGAACCAGAUAGUGUCAAGAUUAAAACACGAAAUAAAUCAACGCUACGGUUGCGAUAAAUUCAUAAGUGCACACCAAAUUAAAAAUCGACUUCACAUAUUUGUGAAUUCAUUGAUAGAGAAUCCUGCGUUCGAAUCGCAAUCAAAAGAAUAUCUUACAACAUCAGUGAAGAAUUUCGGUUCAACAUGUAUUGUACCAGAAUCAUUUUACGAAAAUUUCAUUAAAGAUAGCGACAUUAUCCAUCAUUUGCUCUGCGACAUUAGUCAACAGCAUACGACUUCAUUGAAUCGCUCCAUGAACCGAUCUUUGUGGGAUUUAUCGAAACUUGAAGAUGCAGCUGAUGCUGGUACUAAGAAUGGUUGCAAUUGCACAUUAAUCAUAACGGAAGGUGAUUCGGCUAAAGCACUUGCGGUUGCUGGUCUCGCUGUAAUUGGACGGAAACAAUAUGGUGUUUUUCCGAUUCGAGGAAAGUUGACAAAUGUUCGAGGGAUGGAUGCUAAAAUGGCUGUCGAAAAUGCUGAAAUCUCGGCUCUUGUACGGAUAUUGGGGUUAAAAUUUGGUGAAAAUUAUAGUAGCCAUGAAAAAUUAAAAUCUUUGCGUUACGGGCGAUUGCUUAUCAUGACAGAUCAGGAUCCGGAUGGAUCACACAUCAAGGGAUUGAUUGUGAAUUUUUUGCAUGUGUAUUGGCCGUCGUUACUUAAAGCUAAUUAUGUCAGUUAUUUCAUUACACCAUUAUUGAAGGCAAAGCGUGGAUCCGAUAUAAAGUCAUUUUAUAGUACAGCCGAUUAUGAAAAAUGGCGAGCAGAAAAUCCUGAUUCAGUGAAGUAUUCGAUAAAGUAUUAUAAAGGAUUGGGGACAUCAUCAGCUAAGGAAGCACGAGAAUACUUUAACGAUAUUGAACGACAUACAGUAAAUUUUAUUUACGAUGGUAAAAUCUCAGACGAAAGUAUUGAACUUGCAUUUGCCAAAAAUAAAGCUGAUGAUCGAAAAGUGUGGAUUGCUGAAAGCAGUAAGCUGCUAUUAUCAACUGCAGUUGAUUCAAAUCGCAAUCAGAAAACUUUUUCCGAAUUUGUUAACGAAGAAUUAGUGGAAUAUUCACAACUAGAUCUGCGGCGUUCUCUACCAAACGUUGUGGAUGGAUUGAAACCAAGUCAGCGAAAAGUUUUGUUUACAAUGUUUGGACGUUAUGAACGUGGUGAAAUACGAGUAAGUCAACUAGCGGGUGCUGUUUCACAGUAUUGUGGAUAUCAUCAUGGAGAAGAAUCUUUGGUAAAUACGAUCGUUCGUUUAGCUCAAGACUUUGUUGGUUCCAAUAAUUUAAAUCUUCUUUUACCUCUUGGUCAGUUUGGUACACGUUUAUCAGGUGGCGAAGAUGUGGCAAGUGCACGAUAUAUUUAUACUUCUCUAAGCCCACUUGCGCGAGCAAUAUUUCCGCAUCCAGAUGAUAAAGUUCUGAAAAACUUAGUGGAAGAAAACGCACUCGUUGAACCAGAAUGGUAUUGUCCCAUAAUUCCUAUGAUUUUGAUAAAUGGUGCAGAAGGGAUUGGUACAGGAUGGGCCACAAAAAUAUUACCGCGUUGUCCCAGACAAGUCAUCAGUAAUGCCCAGAGACUUAUUGAUGGACGACCACUACAGGACAUGUUACCACAUUUUCGAAAAUUUCAAGGCACGAUAUAUGAAACUGCACCUCGUCAAUAUAGUAUCUCGGGAAAAGUUUCUUAUCGUCGUUUGAAAAGCGGUCUUAGGGCAAUAAUAACAGAGCUUCCUACUGGAAUUUGGAAUAAUAAAUACAAGGAGAAAGUGCUCGAUUCCGCUAUCAAGAAUGGGAUAAUAAGUAAUUAUGAAGAAUUACAUACUGAAAGUAAUGUACAUUUCAUUCUUCAUGUGAUCGAUAAGCCAUUGUUAAGCGACAAAAAGCAAAUUAAGGCACUCAAUCGACUUUUAAAAUUACGUUCAGUAGCAAGUGAAAACUCGAUGAUCUUGUUUGACGAAAAAAACGUGCUACAAAAAUAUGAUUCCACGAGAGAGAUAUUUCAAGAAUUUUUCGAGGUGCGUCGGCAGAAAUAUAUAGAAAGAAGGGAAUGUGAAUUAGUAAUUAUGGAAGGGAAACUUAAAUUUAUUGAAAAUCAGGUUCGCUUUGUGAAUGCUAUUAUCAAUGGUGAAAUAAUCAUUAAGAAAAAAAACCGUGCAGAAAUUAUAGCUCAGCUUGCUGAGAAAGGGUUUGAUUCGAAUCCGAUGAAAGCGAAAAAUGCUACGGAUGGAAAUUGCAAUCCGCCAGAUUUUGCAUAUUUGCUCGAUAUGCCACUUUGUCGCUUGAGCAAUGAGGAAAUUCUGGUUUUGCAAGAAAAAAGGAGUCAACUCUGGGAGCGAUUCAAAUCUUUGAAGUCAACAACAUGGAGAAGUUUAUGGAGUAUGGAUCUAAAUGUGUUAUCUGUGGCAUUAGAUAAAGAAGAAAGAGUGAUGGGCUGUAUUUGA
Molecule: messenger RNA, 3567 nt
Organism: Brugia malayi
Lineage: Eukaryota; Metazoa; Nematoda; Chromadorea; Rhabditida; Onchocercidae
Exons: 26
Coding region: 1-3567 (1188 amino acids)
Biological process (GO): resolution of meiotic recombination intermediates; sister chromatid segregation; DNA topological change
Cellular component (GO): nucleus
Molecular function (GO): DNA binding; DNA topoisomerase type II (double strand cut, ATP-hydrolyzing) activity; ATP binding
Source: RefSeq, a predicted model, not a curated record